Messenger RNA from Dunckerocampus dactyliophorus (ringed pipefish), 7767 nucleotides. It is a transcript of the gene dok1b, whose product is annotated as docking protein 1b. Lineage: Eukaryota; Metazoa; Chordata; Actinopteri; Syngnathiformes; Syngnathidae. The transcript is spliced from 5 exons. Gene Ontology annotation, cellular component: cytoplasm. The record is from RefSeq and is a predicted model, not a curated record. Gene Ontology annotation, biological process: cell surface receptor protein tyrosine kinase signaling pathway; positive regulation of MAPK cascade. Bases 319 to 2352 code for a protein of 677 amino acids.
CCCACGCCCAAACUUCGACGUGACAUGCGUCAAGUCGACAAGUCACCCCAAACUUUGUGGACUUUAUUGUUUACUUUGUUGCUUCUUGAUCACCCAGUGAUUUGUUGGACCUUUUAGACACCGGCGACAUGUUUCUCGCCACCGCGCCCUGUAGAUACCGUUAUCGCCGCUUCACGCCCGAGCAGCGGAAGUGAGAGAAGUGGGGAAGUUGUUCAUGGAUGUAGAUCUUAAAAGAACAACAAUCUGAAGGGUGAUUUGUUUUCUGUCAAGUUCAAGUUCAAAUUUGGGACGACCUGGAGGAAAGAGUCCCUGUUGGACAUGGACACCCACGUUAAGGAAGGACAACUUUAUGUUCAGCAUCAAAAGUUUGGCAAGAAAUGGAAGAAGAACUGGUUCGUCCUCUACCCGGCCAGCCAAAACGGCAUCGCCCGCCUCGAGUUCUUCGACUCGCACGGGUCGGGAGGAGCGGGUGGCAGUUCGGGCGGCACCUCCAAUGAGAAGACCCGAAAGCUGGACAAGAAAAUCAUCCGGUUGUCGGAGUGCAUCUCUAUCCUACCUGCGCUGACGGAGAGCUGUCCCAAAGACAACAUGGCGGUGUUCUGUGUGGAGACCAACGACAAGACGCACGUGUUCGCUGCUGAGAAGAACACUGCCAAGGAGUGGAUGGAUACCAUGUGUGACAUUGCAUUUCAGGGUGGAAGCGGCAGCAGCAGUGGUGGUGUUGGAGAAUCGGACGUGGGAUCCCAGGACUUGAAAAUGUCAGAGAACCUCAUCUAUUACUCCAGAGAGGAGGUAAACGAGUUUUGGGUUGGCAUCCAGUGGACCGAGGCUUCGGGUCGCUGCGGGCUGGCAGGGAACUACUGGCUGAAAGCUGAAAGCAACGUCUUGGUCUUGAAAGAGCCGAAAACAAAGAGGAACGUCUUUGUCUGGCCGUACAAGCUGCUGAGGAGAUAUGGCCGUGAUCGGGUGAUGUUUUCCUUUGAGGCCGGCCGCCGCUGUGACUCGGGCCCCGGUAACUUCACCUUUGACACCAAGCAAGGCAACGAGAUCUUCACACUUGUGGACCAGGCCAUCAAGUCACAAAAGGCCCUGGCUGAGGAGCGUCCCAUGAGCUGCCCCAUUUAUUUUGAUCCCGAGUGUCCGCCAUCACUGCAGCACAUACGCAGUGCUGGUACCACUGUACCCGGCAGCGGAGACAGCAGCAGCUGUAGCAGCUGGGAGGCCGACGGCGAUUCGGGAGGAAGCAAGCCGGGCUCUGCAGACGGCGUGCUGGGGAAGAGAGAGGGAGGAGAUGGAGGAGGAGGAGGAGGGGGAAGAGGGCAAGGAAGUGGUGGAGCUGAGAGACACAAAGGGAGGAGUUUACCAGAACUGCCAGCCAUACUGGGGGUUGUGAGUGAAGGAAACACACCUCCACGGUCCCCAAGAGGCCAGGGGGCAUCGAAGUGUUCUUCUCCGGCUCAUGAACAAGCUGCUCUUUAUUCAGAGCCAGCUGAUGCCGUACGUCUGCCUUUGCACACUGCUGACGGACUCUACUCUGACCCAGUGGACAGCAUCAAGGGCCAGAACGCAUCUAGCAGCACAUCCACACCCCAGGUACCAACGCCUCGGCUGCGAACAGCAGGUGACGAGACCUCCGGAGGUGGGGUCCAAGCAGAGCACCACCAUGGGGGCAAUGACCACAAAAAAGCCCCCGACCUGUAUUCACACGUGUAUGACCACAUCAGCCUGGAGCUGAGCCACAAGACCAGCAUGCUCAGUCUGAAUGGAUCAGCCAACGCAGGAGGGCGUGGCAGAGGUGGAGGCAGAGGGGUGAACAGUAACAGGCGACCCCCCGGUGGUCAAGCAGAGGGAGCACCCCCUGCUCCUGCUCUGGAGCAUAUUUAUGAUGAGCCGGAGGGUUGUGCAUCACAUCGGGGGACGGUUAUUUAUGACGAAACCCGUCUGGAACCGCCCAGCCAGAAGAGGCCGGAGGAAGCGGCGCCACUGACAGGACCGGAGGGAAAUUACAGCACCCCCACCCAUGGAGAGUCUCACAAACACUCUCCUACGAACCGAAGAGCACAGCACCCUCCGACUCCAAGGUGGCCCAAACCUGUGACCACCCCCAAACCCAGCAGGGGCAAUUUUGCUCGUAAGGAGCCUGUACCGUUGCCUUUUGGGAAAAAUGGUGGCCCUGUCAGUAAUGUAAACAACAACAACAACAUGUGGGGUAAAGGGGGAGGAGGGGACAAGGACCUGUACAGCAAAGUGUCAAAACAGAAAGCUUCACCUUCUAAAUCCUGGUUAAAUCAACCCAAAGUGCCACCGCUGAGGUCACCUGACAUUAUCUAUGAUAACUUGGGAGAUAUUUGAUUACCACCAGAAACAUGUCAAACAAAACAAGGCAGCUUUUUUUUUUUUUUUUAGCACAUUUUGUGAUUAUUUCCACUGCGGACUCUAAAUAAUUGAGAGCAAGUCUUCCUUGUUAGCUGCACCUCCUUUUUUGUGAGACAAGGUGUUUUCACAAAAAAAGGGAGCGCUCGUUUGGAUGCUACGAGGCUCUGUGGUUGCCUCUUCACACAAACGCACACGAGAACGCUUCGAUUUUGGAACCAGCUAAGCUCUGCUUUCACAAAAUGUCUGUGGCCCAUACAAAGGGACUAUACUGCUGCAUUAUGUCUUCGUGCAAUCUGAGAAGAUUUUGGACAGCCAGGAGAUUUUAUUUGACAGGUUCGGCAGGAUCCACAAGAACUAGUGCUUCCUGCACCAAUUCAUCACUUUGCUUUCCAGCAGUGCAGGAGAUUUAAAAGGGCACUAAUACCAGAGGUGGAUUAGAUGUUAUUCCAAGGCUCCACGUGGUGGAAAAACGUCUUGUUAUGCUUUUGCAGUAAGCAUGCUAUGGGAACUCAACCCCCUAUUUGUCUCAAGUAAACAGGCAAAAAGGGGUCAUGCUGUUGUUAAACUGCUGGGGAAGGUUGACAGAAAUGAUUUGAAUCCCUAAUUCUUGUAUAUCUAACUAAGAAUGCCUGCAAUUAUAAAAUGUAUGCAGGUGCAUCUCAAUAAAUCACAAUAUCUUUGAAGAUUAAAGUUUUUCCCCAGUAGUUCAAUUAAAAAAGGGAAACUCAUUCUACACAUCCACUACACCAGAAGUGUCCAAACCUUUACAAAAUACUGAAAAAUCAAAGAAUGCGGGGACCAUUUCAAUAGUUAUAUUCAGUCAAACUUCGUAUGCACCAGUUUUUGUUUGAUUCAAUUUUAGUCGAAAAUUUUCGUCAAUCUUUUGCCUCGUUUUUCGUACACUAUCUUGGUUUUUCUACAGUAAUCCACAUAACUCUCUGUUUUGCCCUGUAUUGUAUUAUUCCGCAAAACUGAGUGCCCAAACAAAGCUUCCUAUGCAUUGCUGACUCACUUUUCGUACAUUAUUUAUUGAGUGCAACUGCUCAGUAACCCACCAUUGGGCCAAAAAAUUUGCGAGUGCCAGCACUUUGAUAAAGAUUGUGACGAACACUUUUGAACAGGAUGCACGGGAAGUCCGCAUCAACAAUAAGUAAUAAUAAGUUUAAGCUUGUCUCUCUUUAAUUGCCAUUGUUUGCUCACGAAGAAGGAACCUAACAUGGUAUUAAAUAGUCAAGUGACAAGUGGCAGGGGAAUCGACUCUGAGAAACACUAACGUUUCGGCAGAGAACUAAAUGCUGAGACUGCAUUGGAAGGGAUGGUUUAGUGGCUACACUGGAGCAUAAUCCAGACUUUUGUUUGAAUUGAAGUCUUGACAUCAAAUAACUUUUGCAGGAUAUUGUAAUUUACUGAGAUGCACCUGUAUAUGUAAAAAAACAGCUGUGCUGUCUGGAAGUAGAACUAACAAUAAACAAUGUCUCAGAAAAGUUCAAAGAGUCCUCCAAAAGUGUCAACAUGAGUAUUCUGCCACCAAGGUCACAGUUAUUUCUGCAAAACAGACGUUCUGUUCCGAACUGAGCAGGACGCUAAAAACAAGUCUGACCUCAUCCACCCCUUCCCCUCCUCUGCCACGCUCUGUUUUUGUUGUUCCGCUCCGUAUCCAGCCACUUAAUCACGCCGUCAAGGCAUGAAACAACGGCUUUCAUUUGAACUUUCUUGUUGUUCCGCCCCAUCUGCCUCACCGCGUCUAUUGUGUUUUUCGGGUUGCCGUGGAGUUGGUGAAACUGGGGCAGGAUUGUGUGGUGCAUUUCAAGUGCAGACAGAGGUAGAUCGCAUGAUGGAAGCCCAAAGAAGCCAAUCAGCAGCAUGAAGAAUACGAAAGAGUUUCUCCAGAGCUUACAAAAGAGACGACGAGAAAGACGUUGACACGAUGAAUGUUGGCAAGAAGCAGCUGCAUGUGUCAGUUGGCUUGAAAAACAGGGACAGUCUGUUCCCUUCGCGGCUCCAGCUCCCCUUCGUCCCUCUGCUUUUUAUUUCCUCAACUGCUACCGGAGUGCUUUGUGAAAGAUACCCGCGUUACAUUUGGAGCUUCCCAAUUCUGCCAAUCCCCACCUCUGUGUUCCUUCAGGCCGAGCAGGAAAGAAAGAAGAAGCCAAGAGGGGACAGACAAACUUCUGUGUUUUUCAUUCAACUCUGAUUGAACUUAGGACAACAGAGCCAGACACAUGUGGCGCAUGGUAGCCUAUUUGUCAGAUUUUUCUGCUUCUUGAAAUGACUCAACACUUCCUCACCGGUAUCCAAAACUAGCUGCAUAUGUGCACUCUGUCAAAAGGUAGUAUCAACUGUUAAUGUUUUUUCACUCUGUCCCUCAUUCGGCAACAGCAGGCCGGCCUGUUUGGAGCUUUCAUUGCUCAAGACCUGCUUAAGAGGCAGCGUUUGGUAUUUAAUACAGGUUGGUUUGUCAAAAAAAAGUCAUCGGUAAUUGCGCAUGCUCUGUUGUGAUAUGCGACUAUGCUCAAGGUCUCCACCAGGGGCAAACGUCCAGCAACGUCCAAAUGCUGCAAACACCGAAAUGAUCCAAAACCAAAAACACACUAACGCCAUAAAACAAAUGCAAUGGUAAAAUGCUGCAAAUUAAAAAUCACAUAAAACUGCAGGAUGAAACACUAAUGCAAAAGAAAAAUGCUACAAAUGCCAAAAACACACACGAACACCAUAAACAACUGCAUGAGAGAAAUGCUGCUGGGUGGCCAGGAAAGGUUUUUGAUCCUGCAGCGUUUAUGUGAUUGCAGCAUGUUUUAUGCGUUUGUGUGUUGCAUUGUGUGGUUUUGGAUAGUUUCUGUGUUUGAAGCAUUUGGACAUUGGUGCAUGUUUGCCCCUGUUGGCCAGCGUAAGAUGGCCUCACAUCAUAGUUUCACAUCAACUUCUGUUGGCGUUUUUCACUUUAGCACAGCAGGCCAUGCUGGCUAUAACGCAACUACCAAAAAGCCCUCUUUCAUACCUUGCUCAAGCUUGAGUAUUAGGAAACAGUCUGUGGGUGUAGGCGUGAGUUAGCGGGUUCCUUCUCAGGCAGCAUGGUGAUAUCCAUCUUCAGGCGCACACAUUAUCUACAAGUCUGUCUCAUGCUGUUUUUCUGCUAUUAGAGUGUUUGCUAGGCUUGCAAACACGCCUGAAACGCUCUCACCGCAGACCACCAAUUUUUAUUUUUAGCAGCAUAUUUUAGGCAACCAAUUGAGUAAUGUGUCUCCUGAAGUUGCAUUUGGAAAUUAUUGUAGUUUCAUUCACCCAUUUGCCUCCUACCUUUGUAUGCUUCUUCUGUAUUAUAUAUAUUCUAUAUAAUAUUGUGCAGUGAAUGUGCAGACUCCACUUUUCAGACUGCGUAGGAGUGCAACCUUUCUGAUUUGCCUCUCAGCAGAUGCAGUUCCUUUUUCUGCUCUCGCUCAGGGCAGCUGGGGAUGCACUUAAUUAUUCUCAGUCUGUGACCUGUGUAGUAAGUGCUUUGUGUCGUAUUAUCACUGGGGCCAGAACUGCAGGAAAGACACAGCAUGUCAGAGUCCGAGAGGGAGAUAAAGAAAUGUUCUUGUGAGCUGCCGAUUCUGUUACUACAAAAAAGGAAACAAAAUGCCAAGAAAAAAGCAGGAAGUGGCAGCACUUUUUUAUAUAAUAUUGUAAGCUUUUUGACCAUCCAUAAGUAUUUAAAAUGCUCCCACCAAAUUAGACAAUUUAUUGACAAUGGAAUGACAUUGACACAACUGUAUGUAACACAAAACAUCACCAAUGAACAACAUAUAAACGCCAAACAGGAAGAAAACACCAAACUUGCGUCAAAUCUAACGUCACACUUGUGUCAAAAGGUGGAACAUUUUUUUUUAAAGUCUCCUAAACUAAUGAGAUGUACAUGCACCCACCCACCCACACAAAAAUCACACUUAGGCUAUUGCGGUUCUCUUUCACAGUUAGCAGGCUGAAAGAGGAACUGCAUUUUCGUUUCCUAUUCAAACCACCUUACUGAAUUUACAUACAAUGACGAAAAAGGUAGCAAGUGGAAACAAAGAACCAGGGACAGAAGCAAAUCAAAAUGUCACUAGGAAAACUUGGAGGUUCGCUCAAAUUCUUUUUGGAGACAAAAGCAUCGUUGUGGUUGUCAUUUCUGAAUGCAGAAGUCCUGUGACAUCACAAAGCCAUGAGGUCAUUUGUCACUGGGUCGUUUCUGGUGUGACAAGGUUCAACAUGGGGGUGGAAUGGCGGGAGACUGAUUAAAGCCUGACUGUGUGUGUGUGUGUGUGUGUGUGUGUGUGUGUGAGAGAUGAGGCUCUUAUGUGAGGAAUAUACAAUUAGUGAUACUGGAUGAGAGCAACGCACCAAUAGGAGAAUGAGUCAAUUACUUAACGUGCGUGAAAAUACUUGCAAAAUGGGUCUGUUGCGUAAAAGCAUGAACUUGCAUUGACUCCAUUUCAAACACAUCUCACUCUCUCUCUCUCUCUCUUUCUCUCUCUCUCACACACACACACACACACUCAACUGGAGAAAAGAUUUUGUCAUAUUCCCAAUUUUCAAAAGUACACUGAAAAAAAAAAAAAUCUGAUGCCUCCAUUCAUCCCGUGGUACGGCACCUUUCAACCCCCUAAGAGAGAGCUCUGAACGGUGGUGAAAGAGAGCAUAGAGGCUCCUCUCGUGCGCUACUUUUUUUCUGGGUCUCUUUAACAGCAAAGCUGUGUUAAGACCAAUGUUAAUAUCUAUAUGUCAAUACCAUUUGGAAAUGUCCUUUUCCCGUAUAAGGCUUGUGUGUUACACACUUUUAAUCCCCCUUUAAUUUAUCAUUUGUUUUUAACACACUCUCGUCCUUUGUGUCUGUUGUCUUGCUGUUUCCCUUCUUCUCAUCUUUUUCUUGUUUAUGGGGUGGAAUUAGGAAGACGUCCUAAUGUUCCUUUGUCACACAUGCACAAACAGUAUUCUAAGCCAGUGUGCUGACAUUUGACUCGUGAUGAGUGGAAGAAUUAAGUCAGCUGACCCAGAUAUUUAGUGGCUUUUGCUUCUUUUGACAGAGGUGUUAUUAGAAAACCUCACAAUGUAGAUAGCGUGGUGUGUGUGUGUGCUGUGUGUGUCAAGGAAACACUUCUUGUCACUAAAUAGUAGCCAGAAGGUGUGCUAAAUGUACUCCAACUAGUAUCUGUAUUGCUCCGAAUUUGAGCUUUCCACCACUCACCCAUCAGUCCUCUUCCAGUCUCACCACAGAGCUGUCGUCGCACCGCUCCUGAUGAGCGGGGGCUGAGGCCUGAUGGCUGCCACCACUCAGGAAGGUCAAAAUGGGACGAGAGCCCUUGGCAGGCGGGAGUCCCAGUGAGGAAGAACAAGAAGAGGGCAUAGGGGACACAGUGGCCCUGACCUUGCUUU